Amoebophrya sp. A25 is the source of this 638-nucleotide messenger RNA. NCBI's taxonomy places the organism in Eukaryota, Dinophyceae, Syndiniales, Amoebophryaceae. The record is from the annotation of a GenBank genome assembly.
CUAGUAUCUUGAACGUGGUGCGUGAGAGGACUUUUCUAGAACACGGAAUCGAAUAUGCAAGAUUUAUCUCUCAGCACUAUCAGUCAGCACUGCUUUUUCAUACUCCCGCAUUGUGCCAUCUGAUUCGCUCAGUUCCUACCACUGCUGCCAUCACACUACUGCCACUCGCUCCUACGAAUUAUCACCUGGGUCUCCACUAUUCCUAACUCAAACUCUACAAGAAGGAAAAGAAAGAGCAAGAAGAUGAUCCAGUUUGCUCGUCUGCUUGCUUUGUUAGAAGAGCAAGUCUGGAAUGUCGGAGAUGGUUUAGGUUGCAGUGAUAAUUUUCGACUUCGAGCCUUGCCAUGGUUGCACUAUCAUGAACCAGCUGAAGUAGACGGGCAUCGAGGCACUUCUCCUGACGAGGAAGAAUUCCGAGAAAGCACAACCAGCAACAGAGGACAAGCAUCGUCAUCUUCACCUCGUCCCGUCUCAUCUUCGCAGAAUAGGAAUCAUGAUCAUGAGGUAGAAGAGGCGCUUGCUUCAGACGUCGAGAUUGUGGACGAUCCGGUCUCUUCAAAUAAGCAGCCUGAAGAUGUGGAAGCACUGUGGGAGCAGGAAUGGGCACAGGUUUCUGUCUCUAGGAUGCCUGCUAUCAC